Molecule: messenger RNA, 8109 nt
Organism: Osmerus eperlanus (European smelt)
Lineage: Eukaryota; Metazoa; Chordata; Actinopteri; Osmeriformes; Osmeridae
Product: nucleus accumbens-associated protein 2
Exons: 7
Coding region: 361-2133 (590 amino acids)
Biological process (GO): regulation of transcription by RNA polymerase II
Molecular function (GO): protein binding; RNA polymerase II cis-regulatory region sequence-specific DNA binding; DNA-binding transcription factor activity, RNA polymerase II-specific
Source: RefSeq, a predicted model, not a curated record
UGCGUAGUCUGUGUCUUUAAAAAAGUCUUUAGCGAAUGAAGAAUGGUGUCAGGCUUCAGGCAGUUCAUAUACCGUUCAUGUGAGUGUCGUCCACUUCCUGCAAAGGGAUAGAGGCACGCAAAAAGAGAGAGGGAGAUGGGGUGUGAGUGGGUUAGAUACGGAGAGCGAGCAAUCGAUGUGAAACCGGGGCCUGCAUACGAUAUAGACGACCCUGCAAACUUUGCAUCACAUGAAAGAACCCUGUUUUGCCUGACAUCACCAUUUGACGGAGGAGCGUCAACAUUCGGAUGCCCUCCUCACCAACCGUGUCUACCGUGAUUUGAAGCCCCUUCCUUCUCUUCCUCUUACUCCACCUCUGUCAUGUCCCAGCUUCUUCAAGUGGAGAUCUCCAACUUCGGCACCACGGUGCUGGGCUCUCUCAACGAACAGCGUCUCCUGGGCCAUUACUGCGAUGUUUCCAUCCUAGUUAAAGGCCAGGUUUUCAAGGCUCACAGGGCAGUUUUGGCUGCCAGCAGCCUGUAUUUCCGCGAUCUCUUCAGCAGCUCCUCCAAGACCCAGUUUGAGCUUCCUUCCUCUGUCACCCCCGCCUGCUUUGAGCAGAUCCUUUCUUUCUGCUACACCGGCAAGCUGACCAUGGCUGCUAGUGAGCAACUUGUGGUCAUGUACACAGCCGGCUACCUACAGAUACAGCACAUUGUGGAGAAGGGGAUGGACCUGAUGUUUAAAGCGAAUUCUCCUCACUGUGAUUCCCAGACAGCUGGUUCCUUAGAGGAAACAGGCUCAGAACCGCAAAGUCCCAGUAAUAACGGUAACAAUAAUUCAGCUGCUGCCGUUUUGGGACCACAGGGCUGGUCGCCUUUGCUCGGUGCCAGGAAGAUCAAGCAAGAAGGACCAGACGCAACUCCUUUAGGACUGUCCAUCAUGUCCCAUCAGAAAAGGGGGAGUUCCUCAUCUAGUGAGCUGGCAGGAAGGUUGGCGAGAGCAAGUUCACUGUUCUACACGGCAGCAGGCGGGACCACCUUCUUCCCAGGAAUGCCGUCAUAUCCACUUGGAGGGGGGGCCGGGGCUGAGAGGUCCAGCCCAGGGGCAUCCAGCCUGCCCAUGACGGACAGCCCAACGUCAUAUCAUAAUGAGGAUGAGGAGUUUGAGGAGGAGCAGUUUGAUGGAAUCACAGAAGAUGCCUAUAGUCAUCUGUAUGGGCGAUCAGCAAACCCCUAUGGUACCCAGGACAAGCCGGAGAUGGCAUCCAUGCCCCUGGCCCUGGAGAACCGCUCCUGUGUGCUGAUCCGCAGGGACCUGGUGGCACUGCCCGCCAGCCUAAUCAGCCAGAUAGGGUACCGCUGCCACCCCAAACUUUACACAGAGGGAGACCCUGGGGAGAAGCUGGAGCUGGUGGGAGGAACAUCUGUGUUCAUGACACGGGGCCAGUUGAUGAACUGUCACCUGUGUGCUGGUAUUAAGCACAAAGUCCUGCUGCGUCGCCUGCUUGCCACCUUCUUCGACAGGAACACAUUGGCAAACAGUUGUGGAACAGGCAUUCGAUCCUCAACCAGCGACCCGAGUAGGAAACCUCUCGACAGCCGGGUACUCAAUGCUGUCAAACUUUACUGUCAGAACUUUGCUCCAAACUUUAAAGAGAGUGAGAUGAACGUCAUUGCUGCCGACAUGUGUACCAAUGCGCGGCGUGUCCGCAAGCGCUGGCUACCCAAGAUAAAGUCCAUGCUUCCCGACGGCAUGGAGGUCUACCGGGCCGGGAUGGGGGUAGGGGCCGGGGUGGGCCUGGGUCUAGCCUUGGGAGUCUCCCAAGCUGGAGUAGCCCACACCUUUGAGUCCCUGACCCCCUCUGGCCUAGCUCUGGAGCAAAGGCUGUUCCAGGAGAGAAAAGACCCACUCAGGACUCAUCUUCUGUUGGGUGAAGGUAGCCCAGGGUCUGGGGUUCCUGGAGGUGAGGGCGAGUCUGAGAUGAUGGGUCAGGAGGAGCAGGAGGAAGAGGAGGACGAGGCAGGGUUGGAGGCUAUGGAUGGGACAUUGAGGGCAGCGGCUUUGAUUCCAGGAGGUGAGGCUGGGCACGACACAUCCCCAGUACAAGAAGGGGAGGAGUUUGCAGAGGGCCUAAGAAAUAAUGAACAGUGAAUGCAAUCUAUUUUUUUGUUGUAUCAUACUUUCACUCACUCGCUCUUUCUCUCCUUAACCUCUCCUUUUCUCUGCACUUUCCAAAGGGAAUCUCUUCGCACGAUAUGCAAUGCUCGCAAAAAUUUAAGAACUGUAGAAUGCCACAUUCACAUACAGUACACACAUAAACAUGCACACACACAUAACAUUUUAACAACAAAUGAACAGACAGACAUAGAAGAAAGGAUCUAAAUGUGUAAAUUUCAUACCCUUGUCCUGUCUUGGUAACUAUGAUGUACACCGUGGUAACAGUUACUUUAUGCCAACUUUCUGGAGAGUGGUGCCAAUAGAUAGGAAUUGGUAAAAUGAUAUGCCCCUUUCUAGAAAAGCGGCCCAGCUUCUGAAAAUAACGACUGUAACCUUGAAAAGACCCUACUGGUUCUGUGGCCAACUGAACUUGCAGUUCCCUGAAGGAGUGAUAUGGUAGCAUGAGACUAUCCCACUCUGUAAGACAUAUCACACAUUUACUUUAAAUGUUAAAUUAAAUUGUGUCAUAGGGUACCCAAUUCAUUUAAUAACUUUUAUAUGGAGACAAAAACAGCAUGUGAUACUUUAAUGAUAGAGUAAAGGUAGGAUACUAUCAUCUAAUAGCUUGAGGAUAAUAUUCAAUAUGAAAAUAUGAAGGACUUUUUGUCUGUUAAUGGUUUACCCUCACGAUAUGUUGAAUUAGAUCAUCAAUGUGAAGCCUGUGCCACACACUUGCGCACACACACACACACACACACACACACACACACAGACACACACCUUAUGGUCUUAACCCCAGUAUCCAUGAGUCUGAGACAAGACAGCUAAUUGUGCUAGCUACACUUUGCAUACUUUUUUAAUAGAACAAACCAUAAUACACACUUGUAAUACAGGCUCAGAAUGGCGUAAAUUAUAGAAACACAAACAAGAACAUAUAAACACAAAUCUUGCAUGCAAAAUUAAAAUACAGAAUAGUACCAGAGAAAACAACGUGUCACUAAUGAAGGUGCAUCCAGAAGAGAAACAGUUCCCGUUGACAGAAGAUACAUCAUUAUACAUAAAUAUGCGACCCUGGGAAGCCAGGCAUGACCUGGCUAUCACAGGUUUGACCAGUUUAAGAGUUUAACCCAGGCUUGACCUGAGAUUGGUCCUUGCCAAGAUCUGAUAUUUACCAUCAGUUUUACCUGGCUUUGUCUAACUAUGGAGGAUACUAGAUACAGUACACUGAAAAUUAGAGUACUAAAAAGAUACUAUGCUUAGUAGUGUACACUACCAAGUGUUGUAAGUGAAAAGCACUGUUUCACUACAUCUCCAUGGAAGAACAGGCACUAAAAGACUACAUCACCAAUCUUUGUUGGGGAGUUUGGGGGGUCAUGCAGGGUGAAUAAUUGAUACAAAUGUAUUGCUGGCUUGUUGUUUUAUCCCUUAAUGAGGUUAAGGAGUGAGGAUGGCUAUAUGGAAUUUGAAAAGUUACAUAAGAAUGCCCCUUUUCUGCUAGUAUUUGUCCAUUCUCACUCUAAUCUUUUUGACAUUUUGGAGGGUGGAUAAACAUAGCUACCAAAAUUCUAGAAUAAAUGCCUACCUGAUCAAAGCUUCAAAUCUGGUUAAAAUCUUUUUGGUUAAAACGAAAGCGGAGGGUACCCAGAAAUAUAAACUAAGAAAUGUUUAAGACAAUAAUUUUAACCCUUGCUCUAAAAUUCUGUUAACUGCUUGCUGGAUAGGGAGGUUGGUUGAGUAAAUAUGGAUAGUCUGGUUGAAUGAUGCAAACAACAUGUACUCAGCUGAUUUAAGUCUAAGAGGACUUUAUGCCAAUUUUCAUUUGACUGUGCACUACAAGACCUGACAUAAAAAUCUAAAAUGCUCAACUGACUUGAUCUAACAAUAUAGAUACAGUAUCCCCCCCCCCCUAAUUUUUUAUGCAUAUAUAUAUAUGCAUAUAUGUGUUGUAUAUACGCAAAUUUAAAGGGUGGGCCAGUUUUGUUACUUUAAUGUCUGUAUGCUAUCUGUCCUGUGUAUGUUUUUUGGGGGGAAGCUUAAAGAUGGUCCUGUUUCUAUGAUAAGGAGCACAGGGUUGAAAUUGCACUAUAGGUAAAGAGAAAAAUGUUUACAGGAGUCUUUCUUGGAGAAAUGUGAUAUGCUAUGGAAAGUUGGGCCGGGAGAGGGUUGGGAUGCAGGUCUAAUAUUGUGGGUGAAUGUGUAUUGUAACACUUCCAAAACUCUGUAGGGUACAGUUGGGAACCCUAUUUGGGACAAGAUAAAACACUUUUCUAGCUGAUGAAACACAGUAUUGUCUCACCAAUGCGGGCUGGAGAGUAAUGUUGAUGCCUUUUUUGUGACAGUACGAUGUGGUGUACAAUGUGGUCUUAUCAUGUGUGACUGAAGCUUGAGUGAUCUCAAGCACUGAGAAGGGCUGUAACUUUGAAUGGGUCUUUAAUGUGAUUUAUUAUAUCCACUAAUCUGCCAAAUAUACAAAUAAUUCUAGACUAGCCAGAUAUGUGGGCUAAAAUAGGUUGUGCACCUUAUCUUAUUCUACUCAUAUUUAAACAAGAAACCUGCUCUCAUACCUUUUAGAAUGAGUGAACAUGUUUCUCAAUAGAAAUAUUUUAAUAUCUGUCAGAAAACGUAAAAUUAGGACCUAUACAUCAGUUUUUAAGUAACUGAUGAAUUACCUUUUCUUGUAGACAGUCAAUAACAAAAACAUGACAUUGAUGAGUUGCAUGGGCUACUUUUUAAAUGAAGUCAAUUUGGGUUGAAGAUAAGUGAUAAGUGCCUUAAUCGAGACGGCAGGGUGAGAAAAUGUUCUAAACACUGUUUGUAUUCUGUCAUUGACAACUAAAUGGUAUUAGAGUUAUGAGUUGUUGUAUUCUAAUGGUUGUUUUUCAAAGCUAUUUGCUGCAUAGUUUAAUGCUAAGAGGUAAUGAUAAAUACUGAGAUUUCAAUGGUAGACUAUGGCAAUGACUUUGACUAAGGCUGGGAUAUGGGAAUUUCUUUUACCUUUACGGCAGCUGUAGGCAAAACGUGAAGAGAAGCAAGUUGGACAAAGACGGUUCAGAUCAUCUGUGUGCCCUCUCCGAUUGUAACUAACUAUUUAUCAAUUUGAGAACAUAUUAUAUACUGUUUAUGUAUGCAUGGGCACGCUUGUAGAGGUCUAGGGAUUCUCACAGACACAAACAAGUGGUAUAUUAACACAUUGGAUGUUGUUACAUACUCUUAAGUUAAUAUAUCAGUCUAUUCUACUGGUUGACCAUGGUAUAGACAAUCUGUGACUGACAAGGCAAUUGAGUUGUAGAGUGAAACUAAAAUAUAAUGUAGACUAUACCCAUACGAUUACUUCCAAGUAAGACUCAAUCAAACCUGCUCACACACAGUAUGUAAACUAGAACAAUUUAAGUUUAGCCUUGGGAGUAAAAUACUGGAGUUUGUGCUCAUCCAUAGGAACUCAUUUAUGUAAAUAUUCUUGGUUCAUUGCCUUGUUAAUUAUUUUGACUAGCUUGGAUCAAAUUUGAUUUCUACUUGCCUUAUUGCUUCUUCUGUAACUGGUCUACCCACAGAAAGUUUAAGAAAACUACUCUCAUAAACAAUUUACUCUCUCCCAUUUAUGUUUCAUCGGGUGUAGUUGGAAACUGAUAAUAUGUUGCACCAGAAACUAAGAGAAACUCAGAGAAUGUCAUGGCUAACCUUAAAGAGAAUGAGCACUGUUUGUGGUGGCUAAAUAAAAGUAAAAUUCCCAGUAUGUAAUAUGGGAUUGUGGGAUUGUGUUGGGUUUGUCAGCCUUCCAAGUUCUCGAUUCACUGUCCCCACAGUACAGUGAGCUGCUAGGUGGUGUGUUCUCACAAGUAACUGCUUUGUUGGCGGUUUAUCCAUUUCCACACUAUUUGGUUGUAACACCCCUGUUGUAGUGGCUUUCGACCCUAAAGGAUCAACCAAUUUGAGCAAAUCCCUCACAAAAUCCCAAAUUCUGUGUUUCUUCAUAGGAUCAGUCAAGAUAACAAGGAGCUUUUGUUUAAUGAAAUACCUGUAAUAUAAUGCAUGCUCAACUUCAUAAAUCCGGCAGUCCAAUCCAUGGAAGUGUCUGACCUUGAAAACUCUACUAUCCGUUUUAUUUCAAAUGUAUAGCUCUUUGCUAUGAACCGCUAUUAAGAGUGUGCAAUCCUGCUGUGAAUGAGUAUCCAUUUUGUAUACUUCAUUAUUCCGUAAAGACCCUCUUUCUGACGGUUUACAUUAACCCACCCAGCUCACGGCAUUAUAAACAUAACAGUUAGGUUGUUAUAACUGUGUGAGAUUUAUGAAGACUGACUACUGCGUAAUGUACAUGCAUGUGAACACUUGGCAGUCUUGGAAUAUAACUGCACUAUUUGUUUGUAUGUCUUUAGAUGUAAUGCCAGCACUUUAGAUAUUUAGAAGAAAACAAAUCUUUGAAUUUUGUCUAAUGGUUGGACUAAAGAUGAAAAGAACAACCUUUAAAGCCAUGUGCUCAGAGCGCUGACAAUCAGAAUGGGAAUAAGAACCAAGUGCACUAUGGGAGAUCUGUUAUGAAUUGCUAGGCUCCUGCAACUUCCUGCCUUGUUGUUUUCAGCUUUGCUAUUGGUUGCUCCAGACCGGGGGCUUGUGAAUGUGACUAAGUCAAUGCCAGCCAAGAGUCCACUUAGUAAUAAUCUCCACCUUUCAAAGGCUUGACUGAGAACUCUCUUCAGCAUUGUUUUAGGGUCAGAGAUGUUUUGAACUGUUCAAUGAUUAUAAUGGGGGUAGCCUAAACUGAUCCGAGAGCAGCAGCAGUCUUCUCAUGGGUAUAACAGUGUAGUUUGAUGGCUUCAGAAUCUGUUAUUACGGGUGAAUUAAGAAUAGAAAAGACUAAAUAUUUUUUCAUCAUACAGUAGUGACAAAUACACACACAUGCAGGGAGUGGCAACACUGGGAACACACACGGAUGCAGGAGUGUCCACUGUAGAAAUGUGUUUUCUGCAUUUUUCCCCAUCCUUGCUGUCCUUCCUCCAAGGGUAGCUAGGAGCAGUGGGCAGCCCUAUCAAGCGAUGCAUGAGGACCAAGUCUGUGUGCUCAUGCCCCAUGUCUUUGUCAGGGAUAUAGCAGAAGAGCCAUCUCUAAUGUUUUGCAUGUUUUUGUAUUGGGGUUCUUUGUGGAAAUGCAAACUUCACACAGAGGUCUGGCUCACCUGAGCACCAACGGGCCUGGGGAGAACAUGUCCCAUUGUCCCAUGCAGGGAUAGAACCCAGGACCUUCUUGCUGUGAGACGGCAGUGCAAAGCACCAUGCCACGUUUACACCAGAACCUACUUUUUAAGUUAAACUCCUAUGGUUAAUACUCACAUGGAUAAACUAAUCGAUCCUGGUCCUGAUUCUGACUAAUAUUUGCAAAAAUGUUAUUUGGGGUUAUUUGGUGGUAAAUUAUGGCUUUUAUGUCUCUAGUGGUUAUAAACAUGCCCUUUAGGUAUACUCUGACUCAUCAUAUGGAGAGGUUGUGAAUAUUAAUCGGCCGUAUUCCUGUAGUACUUCCAAUGUUUCAGAAAGCGGCAAAAUGACUAUUAAUGUUAAAUCCCCAACACUUUUCAACAGAAAGCAUUUCGUGAAAACAAGAAGGUGCGGGCUAAGUCUGGAAUUGGGAUGUUUGGUUACUCUUUAAAGUAACCCUCAAGGUUUGACUUUAUUCAGUACCCAUACCUAUUACCUUGUGAUCUGGGACGAGAGUUGGAAGGACAUUGGGUUUUGCACAUUCUGUGACUGCUUUGUACUUUUAAAUAGAAAAUUACAAAAAUGUGUAUGCAUCUUCUGACUCAAGUACCAAUAAUACAAGUGAAACGCAAGAUACCACUUUUGAUGUUACAUUAAUUGUCAAUUAUCCUCAUUCCCAUUAUUUACUUCCAUUUAGUUGACAUUGUGUAGUUCAAAAGUAACAGAUUUCUUUCAAAUGCAAUACUGAAAUGUAUGCUUUCUAAUAAAACUCCUUACUUCAUCA